Austrofundulus limnaeus is the source of this 371-nucleotide messenger RNA. RefSeq names its product multiple epidermal growth factor-like domains protein 10. The record is from RefSeq and is a predicted model, not a curated record. Lineage: Eukaryota; Metazoa; Chordata; Actinopteri; Cyprinodontiformes; Rivulidae.
CGGCUCUGAUGAUGGAGGAGCUGAACCCGUACACAAAGAUCAGCCCGGCUCUGGCCUCGGAGCGYCAGUCGGCCGGCGCCGUCCUGGGCAUCGUCUUCCUGCUGCUGCUCAUCAUGGCCAUGCUGGUUCUGGUGGUCUGGUUCCGGUACCGACAGAGAGAGAAGGGCCAGCAGGCCCCCAGCGUCACGUACACCCCAGCUCUGAACCUCAGCUCCACAGACUACUCCCUGUCAGCAGCAGGCCUGCCGUGUGCUGACUCCUCCCCCAGCUGCAGCUCUGCAGCCGGCUGCUUCUCCAACCKCAGCUACAGAACCCUGGGGCCGUGCACGUACGUGCACUAUGCCAAGCCGGACAAGAGGAACCUCUACAAG